AAUGCAGAUCAGCCGUGUCGUAUGCAGGGGGAGAGCCCCAGAUGCAUCAAUUGCCAAGGUGACCACUGGGCCAACAAUCAAAACUGUCCAAUGAUUGUUAAGCAACGCACUAUAGUCAGCCUCGCAGCUGUGGAAAAUAUUUCCAUAGCGGAUGCAAGAAUAUGGGUUGAAAAAGGUAAUGAAGAACCUGAAAACGUGCAUCGCUCACAUGCUGAAAUCCUAAAAUCUCAGAGUCAAUCACAACCACAGUCACAAAGAAACAAGCAGAUCUACCGCAGAGGGAAUACGCCGACGACGACGUCAGCAUCGGCGCCCACAUCUCACAGAUACGUGACUCAACCCAGCACGCUUCAAGGUGGCUAUGACGACGGGGCUCACCGUCGGGUUCUCAUCGAGGCUAACGGUCGAGCCUCGUACAAGUCCGGUAACGGCGUAGCCUUCUCUAAUUACUCCUCCAAAUGGUCAGAACCUCGAGGUACGUACGCAGGUAAGGCGAAAGACGAGCUGGAUUUUGCUGAGUUGCUUGCCAUGGCAACUGGAAUCUUUUCACACUUCCAGAAUAACAACUUCACCGGCGCUCUUAGCGACAUUUUUAGGCUCCUCAAAAUUCUUGGCAAAUACUUUUUCCAAUCUUCUUCCUUCGCUUCUCAGCCUGAGAGAGAGGCGAGAGAUUCUCCCGGAACCCCCCAUGUCAUCAACGAUUAUAACAACAGGUUCGAACAGCAGCAAGACUCUGCAUUCGAUUACGAUUAUGAAUCGGAUUGCAAUUACAAUUUUCGGAACUAAAUCACACACUUCACGCAAUAAUGCCAAUCAGGCUAGUGACAUCCCGCGUAGCCUGCGUGGUCCCUUGUCUUCGCCGCUGUCGCGCGGCGGCU
Messenger RNA from Trachymyrmex cornetzi, 878 nucleotides. RefSeq lists its product as uncharacterized. The record is from RefSeq and is a predicted model, not a curated record. Bases 22 to 786 code for a protein of 254 amino acids. The transcript is spliced from 2 exons. Lineage: Eukaryota; Metazoa; Arthropoda; Insecta; Hymenoptera; Formicidae.